This is a messenger RNA of Porites evermanni, 1188 nucleotides long. The record is from the annotation of a GenBank genome assembly. Lineage: Eukaryota; Metazoa; Cnidaria; Anthozoa; Scleractinia; Poritidae.
CUUUCCCUCCCCACCCUAAAACUAUCUUUGCCUUGUUCUUGUGAACGCAAAAUGGUGGACGAGUUACGUUUUGAUGGUCGUGUAGUUCUCGUAACAGGUGCUGGCGGAGGUCUAGGAAGAGAGUAUGCCCUCGCUUUCGCUUCAAAAGGUGCCUCUGUCGUGGUUAAUGAUCUUGGCGGUGAUGCUAAAGGAGGAGGAAAGAACAGCGCUGCAGCCGAUAAAGUUGUUGAAGAAAUCCGUUCUCGAGGAGGCAGGGCAGUGGCUAAUUACAAUUCGGUAGAGGACGGCGAGAAGGUUGUCCAAACGGCUUUAGAUGCAUUCGGUCGAAUUGACAUCCUCAUCAACAAUGCUGGAAUUCUAAGAGAUCGGUCGUUCGGACGCAUAAGCGAUCUUGAUUGGGAUCUCGUGCAUCGGGUUCAUCUUCGUGGGGCGUUCAAGGUGACUCGAGCCGCUUGGCCCCAUAUGAGAAAGCAGAAGUACGGCAAGAUCAUCAUGACUUCUUCCACCUCUGGCGUCUUGGGAAAUUUCGGUCAGGCAAAUUACAGUGCAGCUAAACUCGGUCUCGUGGGUCUUAGUAACACUUUAUCCAUAGAGGGUUCCAAGUACAAUAUCCACUGCAAUUCUAUUGUCCCAUUGGCAUCCUCUAGGUUGACCCAAGGUAUUAUACCCCCAGAUGUGAUGGAUGUCGUAAAACCUGAAUAUGUAGCACCUUAUGUCGUGUACCUCUGCCAUGAAAGCUGUCCAGAGACUGGAGGGGUCUUCCAGCUCGCGGGUGGUUGGGCUGUGGAGUUGAGGUGGCAUCAGGCUGCCGGGGUGGUGUUGUUUGCGAAAGGUGGUCAGGUGCCGACCCCGGAAAUGGUGAGAGACAACUGGGAUAAGGUAACGGAUUGGUCAGGUCCUGCAAAAGAGUUUAGUAACAGUGGCAACUUUAUGGCAGAGCUUCUUGGGAAGCUGCAAGGAGCUAAAGAAGCAUCAGUGUUAGCAGAAAGUAAGGGAACCUCAAGCAUUGGAGAAAAGGUCCAGUUGGUGAAAGGAAAAGAGAUACAGUUCACAUAUGGGUUCAAAGAUGUAAUCCUGUAUGCACUGGGUGUAGGAGUGACGGUUCCAGAGGAUUCCCAUCUAAAGUUUCUCUAUGAAGGCCAUGAAGACUUUAGCACUUUGCCAACAUUUGGUGUAAUUGCAGCCCAG